ACUGGUUCCACGCGCUAAACAAGAAAAUAAACAAAACAUCGGUAAACAGCAGUAAAAAAGACACACGGUUGAAAAAUCCUAAAGAAAAAAUUGGCGCAAGUUCAUACAUUUGAGACAAGAAUGACGAAAGAUUCUAAAAAACAUGGUCAUGCCAAAGAUGGCGUGUCACAGAAGAGAAAGACCCAUGAUGAACAUAUAGAUGAUGACAUUGUGGUUCAAGACUUCAAAGACACAUUCAAGUCAGAGGGAGAACAUUUAGUUAAAACAGUAUUUCCACAGAAAAUCAUUGAGCUAGAAGAAAUACACAAGAGUUUGUGCCUGUCAAAGUUAUCUGAGAUUCACAGUGAUUUGAACAUCCCUGUACCGGCCCCUGUACAUCUAGACAAUGGAACUGAUGAGCCAGCUACAAAGAAAAGAAAACAUGAACACACAGUUCAAGGAACAGAAGUUUUAGCACUACCAAAUGGACCAUGUCCUAUAAACAAAAAAUUGUGUGAGAUCUCUGAACAGCUUAAACCAUACAUACGGGACCUUAUAGAUCAUUCAAAUACUAUAAAGAUGUGGAUAUCAUUUUUAAUCCCAAAAAUAGAAGAUGGAAACAAUUUUGGUGUGUCUAUACAGGAAGAGACGUUAGGUGAAGCACGACAGGUGGAGAGUGAAGCAGCCACAUACCUCGACCAGAUUUCACGAUACUUUAUCUCACGCGGCAAACUUGUUUCAAAAGUUGCAAAAUACCCACACUUAGAUGAUUACAGACAAUCUGUGAGAGAGUUGGAUGAGAAGGAAUAUUUCAGCCUCAGACUCACAAGUGCAGAAUUACGCAAUCACUAUGCUAGUCUACAUGAUUUGAUAAUGAAGAACUUUGAGAAGAUACUGAAGCCCAGAAAUGCCAAUGCUGAGGCAUUGUACUAGCGACAAUAGCAAUAUCUGGCAAUAUGUUUAAAUCUCUUUGAGAAUGUUUUUAGCAGUAAAAAGUGCUUGAUAGGAAUUCAGUAAUUUCCAUUAUAUGUAAAAAAAAUUUGAUAAAAUUUAACAAUUUUGAUGCGAAAUUCGAGCAAACGGUCUUUUGAACAUAAUGUAAUUUUGUAGAGCCUAAAGAUUGCCAACUUGAUGUGUUGUAAGUAUGCUUUUAAAGAUAGGUGAUUUGAAAUUUCUUGUUUAUAAAUUUUGUUGAUUUUAUUUCUUAAUAAAACACAUUUUAUGUUAAAGCGGUGCUAUGUGUCAAGAUACGAGUUAAAAAUUGAUUUAUUGGUAUUGUUUAUUUGUAUUUCCAGAGGGCAAUGAUUUUUGAAGAAGCAUUUUAAGUACUAUACCUGAUAUUAAUACUUUACAAGACCACUUGACAUGUUUUAAUACAGGAUAACAACUGAUUUUACUACACAAUUCACUGUAAAUAAAGUCACCAUUCAUGUUCUAUUCUCUCAUAAAAUAUUUUUCAUUUA
Messenger RNA from Mercenaria mercenaria, 1442 nucleotides. RefSeq names its product proteasome activator complex subunit 3-like. The record is from RefSeq and is a predicted model, not a curated record. The transcript is spliced from 11 exons. NCBI's taxonomy places the organism in Eukaryota, Metazoa, Mollusca, Bivalvia, Venerida, Veneridae. Bases 121 to 912 code for a protein of 263 amino acids. Gene Ontology annotation, molecular function: endopeptidase activator activity. Gene Ontology annotation, cellular component: proteasome activator complex; cytoplasm; nucleoplasm. Gene Ontology annotation, biological process: regulation of G1/S transition of mitotic cell cycle; regulation of proteasomal protein catabolic process; positive regulation of endopeptidase activity.